GCGUGCCAGGCAGUCUGAACCUACUUUUUCACAAUCUGUGUACUACUCUCUAACAUAUUAUCCUCUAACUGUUAGAGUUUAAGACUACACUUAUUACGGCCAUGCUUGUGAUUGGAGUCUUUGAGUCUAAAGCAAAGGAGUCUGAGUUUGUCCUGGAAGGCAGAGAUCGGGGCUGAAAAAACGGAAAUGAAUAGCGCGGGAGAUUUAUUUCUAUUCCGUGUUGACGUAAUGUGGCGUUUUCUGCCGCUGCUGAUUUAACGUUCUGCAACAUAUCCGCAGCAUACAGUCCAGAGGAAAGCAGGGACACGUUGACUAAGUCCGGUAUUUGAAAGACUAUGGAUGAAAGUCAGCAGCCGAAGCCUUCCCAUCAAAACAGUGGCACAACCAGGAAGAGGGAAGACUACCUAGAAUGGCCAGAGUACUUUAUGGCUGUAGCCUUUCUGUCAGCCCAAAGGAGCAAAGACCCAAGCUCACAGGUGGGGGCGUGCAUAGUGAACCAGGAGAAUAAGAUCGUUGGUAUUGGUUACAAUGGGAUGCCCAAUGGCUGUGACGAUGACCUGCUGCCGUGGUCCCGCUCUGCUGACCACUGGCUCGACACUAAAUACCCAUAUGUGUGCCAUGCAGAGCUGAACGCCAUUAUGAACAAGAACAGCGCUGAUGUGAAAGGCUGCACCAUGCAUGUGGCUUUGUUCCCCUGCAACGAGUGUGCCAAGCUCAUCAUCCAGGCCGGUAUUAAGGAAGUGGUCUAUCUUUCUGAUAAGUACCAUGACACACCGGAGAUGGUCGCUUCCAGAAGGCUGCUUGGUAUGGCAGGCAUACAAUGCAGGCAGUUCGAGCCCAAGAGGACUAAGAUUGUCAUUGAUUUUAAUUCCAUUAACCACCCUGGAAUGCUGAACGGCGCGACCAACUGAAAAUGCAAAAGGCUCACCUUGGGGAGCUGCUGAAUGAGGCGGGGAAGUAGAGGGAGACUGACAAGAUUGAAAGGGACUUUGAUGCCUUUUCUGUUUGUCUUCUUGCCCCCCACUUUGUCCAAAGGAAAACUGAAGGAUACCUCGACUUUGGCAUCUUUUGAUAUUUUGAUUAACCGGAUAUUCAAGAUAGUUUAAUUUGACGCUUCACCCUUUGUGGAUGGCUGUGGCAGAAGGUCUUUCAAUGCUGCUUUCACACUUUUUUUCUUUUCUUUUAUAAGUCCCUUUGGGUUUAGGCAUACACAAGGACUUGGAACACACUUUCUUGGGUGUUUGAUUUUAAAAUCUUUUGUGUUGUGAAUCAGAUCUUCUCAUGGCUGUCUGCACAGGGGGAAACCAGAAAUCCUUCAAACAAGGUUCCAGAUUAGUAUAGAGGCACCUUGACCUUCAGUUCAUCUGACCAUUUGCAGUUACAGUGGAAGCUUCCCAGUAAAUCAGUAUUUUUGCAAUUGCAAUUGUUUGUAGAAAGUAACCACUGUUCAAAUAUAACCUGUGUUCUACUUUUAUUUUUGAAUCUUUGAAAAUGUAAAUGGGCAUCUCCUUUACUAGCAAGUAAAAUGUGAAAAUUAUACAAAGCUAUAACAAUGGUGAUCUCCAGCUCCUAUGAGGCGGUGACAUACCAAUGACAGCUUUAUUUCCUCAAGGCUAACUAAAUAGUUGCUUUAAUUAAAUAACAAAAUAACACCAAUUUUCCAGAUUAUAAGGAUAAAUGGAGAUGCUUUGUGAAUGUCCUAAUUAUUCCAAUAUUAGCGCUGUCACUCUCUUGAGAUGAAAAUGAGAUCUCGAUCCCAACGGGGACUUACCUGAUUAAAUCAAGGUUUGAAUGAAUGAAUCUUAAACUCUGUAUAUGUUACUGUGGGCAUAUUUUUUAUAUAUUCCCUGUCGUGGAUAUGGAUCUCAGUUUUAAUGUUUUCUGAAAGAUGUUGCCAUCUUCAGUUGGUGAGAAGUUUCUGUCAUGUUUUUGUAAAAUGUAAAUUUCUUUUAUAUUUCUUUCGUGUGUGUGUGUGUGGGUGGUAUAUACAUCAUGUAUGUACGUUGGUGUUUUCACAUGGUGACUGAGAAACUCUUCUCAAUUCUGUCUUCACACCAUUGUUCCGUCAACCAUGUUAUCUGUCAGUGCAGUUGAAGCAAUAAAGGUUUUGGAACGCAUCA
Messenger RNA from Cottoperca gobio, 2120 nucleotides. It is a transcript of the gene dctd, whose product is annotated as dCMP deaminase. NCBI's taxonomy places the organism in Eukaryota, Metazoa, Chordata, Actinopteri, Perciformes, Bovichtidae. Gene Ontology annotation, cellular component: cytoplasm. Gene Ontology annotation, molecular function: dCMP deaminase activity; zinc ion binding. The transcript is spliced from 6 exons. The record is from RefSeq and is a predicted model, not a curated record. The coding region runs from base 336 to 911 and encodes 191 amino acids.